Molecule: messenger RNA, 3803 nt
Organism: Heterotrigona itama
Lineage: Eukaryota; Metazoa; Arthropoda; Insecta; Hymenoptera; Apidae
Source: the annotation of a GenBank genome assembly
AUGUCUCCUCGCAUAAAACGGUAUCACUCUCCCCCCUCUGAAACGGAAACCCUUUAUAACCCCCGUCGAAUAUCAUUUUCACGCAGGAACCUGCACGGGAACGCCAUAACAUGCGUUAUGCACGGCUCGUUCGACGGAUUGACGCACAUACGCACUAUCAACAUGCAAGGCAAUCCUUUGUCGUGUAAUUGUCAUCUCGCGUGGUUCGCCGGAUGGUUGAGGAAACGCGACAUGUCUAGCGUCGUCGGACACUGUCACGAUCCUCCCCGAUUGAAGGACGCGGUCCUCGAGAUUGAUCGCGAGAUUAACGAUCCGCCGUCUGUUUUACGAACCGCAGACGACAGCGUGGGUUGCCUAGGAGACGAUUACUGUCCACCCCAAUGUAAUUGCGCCGGGUCAGUGGUGAGAUGUUCGAGGUCUCAGCUUACGGAGAUUCCACGUGGGAUUCCGCCGGAAACCACCGAGUUGUAUUUGGACGUGAACGACAUCAAGACGAUCCAGCCCGAGAGACUGAACCACCUGAGGAUUCUCACUAAACUAAAACUUCAUGUUUUCAUUGGCCCGAUAUUCUCCAACCCCGAUCGUUUAAAAUCUGGAUUUACACCCACCAGGUCCCUGCACGGUAACGACAUAUCGGUGAUCCCCGAGGGCGCGUUCGAGGAUCUUCAAUCUAUAACCCACCUCGCUCUGGGGUCUAACCCGCUGUACUGCGACUGCAGCAUGCGAUGGUUGGCCGAAUGGGUGAAGAAGGACUACGUGGAGGCUGGGAUCGCGAGAUGCAUGGAGCCCCCGGCGAUGAGGGACAAGCUGCUGCUCACGACACCUGCGACCGCGUUCCAAUGCAAAACCAGCCAACAGCCAGCCGAAGUCUUGGCCAAGUGCGACCUGUGCUACACCUCGCCAUGCCAGAACGGAGGAUUUUGCGAGGCGCUCCCGGACCGGAAGUUCCGUUGCAAGUGCGCGCCAGGAUAUCAUGGGGACCGGUGUGAACAUAAAAUUGACGCGUGCUAUGGAAAUCCUUGCCGGAACGCCGGAACUUGUAAAGUAUUGGAAGAAGGAAGAUUCAGUUGCGACUGCGCCCCCGGGUACAAGGGACUUCGAUGCGAGAACAACGUCGACGACUGCGAGGACAACAAGUGCGCGAAUAACGCAACCUGCGUCGACCUCGUCCAAGCCUACAGAUGCGACUGCGCCCCAGGAUUCAUGGGCGAGUACUGCGAGGAGAAGAUACCCUUUUGCACAAAAGGGCACGACCCCUGCGAGAACGGGGGCCGAUGCGUCGACCACGGGACCCACUAUAGCUGCGAAUGCCCAAUCGGCUUCACCGGCCUCAAUUGUUCCACCAACUUGGAUGACUGCGUUGAUCAUAUGUGCCAGAACGGUGCUACUUGCAUCGACGGCAUAAACAAUUACGAGUGCAAGUGCGCGGCGGAAUACACGGGCAGGUACUGCGAGGCAGCACCCUCGACAGCCAUGCUCUAUCCACAGACUAGUCCGUGUGCACACCAUGACUGUCAGCACGGUGCGUGCUUCCAACCUGCUCCCGCUUCCGCCGCGGACUAUCUUUGCCAGUGCCACCCCGGCUACACCGGAAAACGAUGCGAGUACCUGACGAGUUUGAGCUUCGUGGACAACAGCUCGCUGGUCGAGCUGGAGCCGCUACGCACGAGGCCCGAAGCGAACGUGACCAUCGUCUUCACGACCACGCAGGAAAACGGGGUUCUCCUCUACGACGGCCAGAACGGCGACCAUAUCGCCGUCGAGUUGUUCAACGGCCGCGUCAGAGUCUCGUACGACGUUGGCAACUACCCAACCUCGACGAUGUACAGUUACGAGAUGGUCGCCGAUGGCAAAUCCCACGUGGCUGAACUGCUCGCGAUCAAGAAGAACUUCACGAUGAGAGUCGACCGCGGUCCUGCUAGAAGCAUCAUUAACGAGGGUCCGAAGGAGUACCUGAAACUCGUCACGUCUAUGUACGUCGGCGGCGUUGCUCCCGAGGUUGCCAACAUUGCGUUCACGGAGUUUCAUCUGAGGAACAUCACUAGCUUCCAAGGCUGCAUCACCGAGAUGUGGAUUAAUCACAAGUUGGUAGACUUCAGCAACGCCGCGAAGAUGCAUCGCGUAACUCCCGGAUGCAUGUCGAACGAGGAAGAAGCUGACGAGGCGCGAGACGUCGUGGAAGCGGAAGGAAUUAUGGGAAGCGGCAGCAACGAGGAACCGAUACCACAAGAGAACAUGGCUCACGAACAUUCCGACAUCGUUAUGACAGGACCCGGCGCGAUAAUCUCCGAUCCCUGCGCGGGACACGAGUGCAGGAAAGGUUCGCAGUGCGUGCCAUCGCCGAUCGGGAACGGAUAUACCUGCCGGUGUCAAACUGGAUGGCAAGGACGGUAUUGCGAGAAAGCACCGACGUGUCGCAAAGAGCACACCAGAGAGUAUUACAGCGAGAACGGAUGUCGGAGUCGACGACCAGUGAAACUUGCCAAGUGUUGGGGUAGUUGUGGCAACUCUUGUUGUCUGCCACGGAAGACGAAACGGCGCAAGGUACGACUGAUCUGCGCCGACGGUAUGCGGUACACGAAGGACGUCGAUCUGGUGCGCAAAUGCACGUGCACCCGGAAAUGCUACUAGCCAGGACCGAGGGACGUCGAGCGCCACAGGUGUUCCAUAAAUACGCGUCGAGACGUAUCGAGACCGAGAGGAAACCCCCGAGAACUGAGACAGUGCCCCAAUUCGAACUUUCUACGUUCGCGGGCGAUACGGCGAGAGUGGAACGCCGAUUCGCGGAUGAAAGUCCUUCUCCUCCUCCUCCUAAUCCUCAUCCUCAUCCUCAUCCUCGUCGGCGCAUCCUCCUCGUUGAACGCGUGACGAAAGCAUUGGGGCCCGCGGACCGUAACAGGCCGAGCAACAACAUUCAUUUCCUUCACGAGGAAGAACGAAGACGAAAACAACACACAGAUGGACACACACACACUCGCAAAAUAGCACACAGCCGGCUCAGUGUGAUAUUAUAUUCGAACGUGGAAAAAAAGAAAGAAAAAAUAAAAACAGAAUUAUAUUGUGCGUGGGUGCUGCGUGCGUGCGGAUCACGGACAUAUUCACAAAGAGUAUUCAAAGGGAAGAGAAUAGUAUCGGCGCGUAGAGCGCCUAGCGUAUCGACACACGUUCAUCGACACACGUGUGCACAAUUCGCUCGGCGAUUCCUUUCGCCAGAGUGGAAAGUGAAAGUCUCUUCUUCAGUGCGAGAACACCGCUCGGAAAACCGACACGCGCACGAAUCGUUCGCUCAGUGUGAAAUAGAUCUAAUGGAUAAGGAUGAUGAUUAAGUAAGUGGGUGAGUUGGUGGUGGGUGGUGGUGGAUGAAGUUACGAUCCGAAUGCGAAGAAUUCACGCUUAAAUCGUUGAAUCGGUCUCUCAGAGAUUUCCCCUCGUUCGGCCGGGAUUUCCAUCGUCGUUUCCACGGGCGACGACGUCGAACGGGUGGAAACGUUUUCAGCUUUGAAAGUUACAAAAAAAAAAAGUCACGGAAAACAAUUUCUCGAAUGAUCGUUCGAUGGAGGAUGGUUAACCAAAAUUCUCAAAGUCUUCUCGUUGUGUAUGUUCAGUGUCGCAAAGCUUCGGUUAUUCGAUGUAAUCAAAAAAAAAUCCCAUGAUCUGAGAGAUCGUGAUUUCGUCGCUGACGAAACGGUUCUGCCGCUUGAGAACCGCGAACGCUUACGCCUAGCGUUGCUGAGCUUCGUGCAACUAUUUUCCCAAAAAGUCCUGAACAUUUGUAACUUGUAACUUAAGCGCAGCUCAAAUCG